AGCAGUCCUUCACCGCUAAGCUUUCCAUUGACUCUCUCUCACUCUCCCUGUCUUCUUUAUAAAGCCGUACAAGUUUCAUCAUCGUCAAAUCACUUCCAUGGCUAACCACCACCAACACCAACCAACCACUGACCCCCAUCAACGAUGCGAACCCGAAAGCCCCAUGAGUUUAUUACCAGAAGACUGCAUCGCCGCCAUUAUCUCCUUCACCACCCCUCGUGACGCCUGCCGCUUGUCCUUGGUUUCUUCCAUUUUCAAGUCAGCCGCAGAAUCCGACAUCGUCUGGGAGUGCUUUUUGCCCCACGACUACAAGUCUAUCAUUUCUUACUCUUCUUCUCCGCCUUAUCUACUGUCUUUGCCUUCCAAGAAGGAGCUUUUUCUCAGUCUCUGUGACCACAUGAUUAUGAUUGAUGAUGGGCAAACGGUCUUUUACAUGCGCAAGCAGAGUGGGAAGAAAUAUUAUGUGCCAAGAUUCUUUCACAGUAGACAUCAUCCCAUUUGGCUUAUGGAAAGAGAUUGAGUAAAGAGCAGUUGUUUUGGGGUUUUUCUAGAAUUUGAAAACGGAGAACACCUUCAUUUAUCCUUAUUUUGGUGCAACUGAUGGCCAGCUUGGAGAAGUUAGAGAUUUAGUGAGAUAUUUGAAUUAGAGUAUAGGAGAGGGAUGGCCCCAGAUUUUGAAAUAUGAAAACUGAUUGAGGUUUAUGGGAAACUGUUGGUAUGAUUGCUCUUUAACAUGAAUGUAAACUUGAAUUAUGAAUCA
Messenger RNA from Mangifera indica (mango), 760 nucleotides. Its product is annotated as putative F-box protein PP2-B12. Bases 98 to 520 code for a protein of 140 amino acids. The transcript has 2 exons. Gene Ontology annotation, molecular function: protein binding. NCBI's taxonomy places the organism in Eukaryota, Viridiplantae, Streptophyta, Magnoliopsida, Sapindales, Anacardiaceae. The record is from RefSeq and is a predicted model, not a curated record.